This is a messenger RNA of Priapulus caudatus, 3983 nucleotides long. RefSeq names its product plexin domain-containing protein 2-like. The transcript has 14 exons. The record is from RefSeq and is a predicted model, not a curated record. The coding region runs from base 1 to 1506 and encodes 501 amino acids. Lineage: Eukaryota; Metazoa; Priapulida; Priapulimorpha; Priapulimorphida; Priapulidae.
AUGGCAGCCGACAGCAACGUUUUGCGUGCAAGUGUGCUCUUCACGAUUUGUUUUCUAUCAGUACUAGUUGUACAAGUAUCAUCAAAUCUUGGUCCAAUAUAUCACUGUGAUGGUUCCCACACAGAUAGCUGGCUGUUACCAGUGCAGGUGCUCGCAGCAGAGCACGAAACCAACGAGGUUCUGCGGCGCACAAAGCGGCAAGUCUCAGCAGUCGGCCCAGUCAAUCGUGCGUCUGCCACCGACAAUGAAGAGCUUAACAGACUUGCGCAAGAGGCGCCCAUAAACAACUCCACCAAUAACACUGUGCUAGAGGUCGACCAUGACUACUACGUCGUCAGCUACCUUAACGAGGAUGGAUUCGAGGACAACUGGGUGGAUCUAGAUGCGGAGAAUGCUACAGAAAUCAGCUACGUGCUGUCCUCCAGCCACAAGCUGGCUGCGACAGUGGAGCUGAAAUUUGACUUUCCCUUCUAUGGCCACAUGAUAAGAAACAUCACGAUCGCCACCGGAGGUUUUAUCUACACUGGCAACUUCAUUCAUCAGUGGAUGACGUCUACUCAAUAUAUUGCACCGUUGAUGGGCAAUUUUAACCCCAGCCUCCACAAUGACUCGGUGAUCCGCUAUUUUGAUACCGAGGACGGUAGCUUCAUCGUGGAGUGGAAGAAUGUGCUCCUGCAUGACCAGCAGACGGUCGGCAACUACACAUUCCAAGUGAUACUGUUAGAGAAUGGCGAUAUAACUUUCAACUACGAGCAGGUGCCCAUACCGAUAUCGAACUUGAGCACGGUGUUGCAUCCCGUUAAGCUGGGCGUCUCCGAUGCUUACAUGUUCAUCAGCGAGCACUUCAACCACUAUAGACAGAGGACCUUCUAUCAUUACCACACAGUGAAAUUAAACUUUACUUACGUGGCCACCCGCAAAUCCAUCUACCUCAAGCACCAACCGACGUGCAUCAUGUACAGCGAAGGCUGCGAAGAAUGCCUGGAGUCGGAGGCAAAUCGUGAUGCUGAUGUCUUCAACUGUCGCUGGUGCCCCAAGCUACAACGAUGCUCCAGUGGUGUCGAUCGCAGGCGCCAAGAGUGGAUCAUGGCCGACUGUCAGACAACAUCGAUAACAGACCCGGACGCGUGUGCCGAAUUCGGCAACGUAACGCAGGAGGUGUCAUCUGUAGCGCCAACGGCUGCCGAAGCUGGAACACCACAAGCAACAACGCAACCAGGAGGGGUUGUCACGACAAAGACGUCCAAUUCUGGUGGCCAGUCUGGACACCAUUCAUCCGGUCCAUCCAUAAUGUCCAAGUCUGCAGGCAUCGGUAUUGGUCCCGCCGGCAUAGCCGCCAUCAUUGCUGUGUUCCUCCUCGUCGUAGUGUUAGCAGGAUGGAUCUACUAUGCCUAUUCUCAUCCUACUAGCCUGUCGGGCCAACUACUCAUCAAGUACCGUCCAAGCAACUGGCGUAGCCGAGGCGGACGCGAGAACACUCGCUACCAGGUGGCGCUGCACAUGUAGCGGCGCGGUCAUCCGUAUUGAUGACAACAAUGAACCAUUUUUGUUACGGAGUCUUUUCUCACGACGCUGGAGCCGGACAUGUACACACGCCUUAUCGCUUUGCGUCGACGACAUUUGCUAGAAUCUCACGUGGCUGGUACGAGCUUCGCGCAUUUCAGUGGAGCGGAAGAGAGGAGGGACACGCUGUAAUAAUCCCUACGAACAUCGAGGGCAAAAGUUUGCAGAUUGUUACUUUGGGGGGUGAGACAACAACACGUGUAGAAAGAUGCCGUGUGAUCUGCACUCUGCCGUGCGGUCCUGACUAAGACAAAGCGCACUUCACUGUAACAUCUGCUGAUAUUAGAUUUCACAUUGGCGUCCCGGCGUCCGACGCGUGCGUGAUUAAGAUGUGGUUCGCGUGCGGAAUCACUCGCUCUCGUCAUUCUCGAUACAUUACACGUGGUGCGUGUUAGGAGUACGUUUACGCUGAUCAUUACGCCUUAUACUUUUGUAUCUGUGCGAUGUUUUCACUACGCAAUAUAGAUCUAUACUAUAGCAUUUAUUCCACGAAAUCUGUGGUGAUAUAUCAGUGAGGUGAGUGACUAAUGGAUAGGUGGUGUGCGUGUAGCUGUGGACACGUGGGGCAAAGGACAAAAUGGGGUAAAGAUUUGGAAUGUGAUUUGAUUUCGAUAAUUGUAAUAGCGUCGGCAUUGCCGUGGGUCUCACUCUGCUCAGCUGUAGGCUAGAAGGGUACUUCACUUCCGGUGAUAUAAUGAGUGGACACAGUCACUGUCUCCGAGAUAAGGUGUAGGGAUACUAUGUCGUUAGGUUUGUAAAUUUGUUCUUAUCAUGGUCGCCUUUGCAACGGUGCCGGCCUGGACGAAUAUAUAUCAAACGAUUGCUGUGAUACGAUAGUUUAUAUUUUUUUCACGGCUUUUUUACCUCGAGUGUUUGAAGUCGUGUGAUACGUCAGCCGAUGUGAGUUUCUGACCAGAUAAUGAGUGGGAUCUUGCUGCUGUGUGUACGCACGCAGAGAGCCUUGGCGCGUGAUCUAACGGUCAGUCGGUGUUUGAGUGCGGCGCGACGUCAGUUUUACAUUGCAAAGAGCGGGGUGUAAAAUAUUACGAUGGUAAAUUACAAGGCUGCUUGUAAAACUUGUGAAUACGUAGUGUGUGUGUGUUGUCGACCCCAUCUACACACGUUGUGAGUAGUCGGGCACUCGCGCACGCACGGAGAGUCUGGGAAUGACCAGCGUGCAGUAUUGCCGAACAGUUAUAUACUAGUGUGGGGGCGCGAAUCAAAUCUGUUAGUGAACUCGUGCACAUCCUACUCCCCCGCCCCCUUCUAGCUGUCUCUCGAAUGCCUGUUGUAUGAUGCAAAUACAUUAUACGCACCUCAUACCUAUCUCAAGCUGUAGAUAUGAUCGUGCAAACCCUGACUGAGCGAGCUACCCCGCUGGCUUACGUCAUCGUAUCUACCCAAAAUGUCGCCCAGCCAUGCUGCGAGACUAGCGUCUUUAGACAACAAGUACUAUACGACUAUAAUAAUAGUGCCUCAUGUAUUACCCUUUCUUGGAACUACUGAAAGUGAUGCAAGCAUAUCUGUAUACAUGUAUCACACAAAGGUGCGAAGUUAGGCAUCGUAUUACGAUAUGCGUAGACGUGCGUGUGCACGUCUUUUUUGGAAAUGUGGAAUUUCGGUAUAGUAUAAUUAUUUGCACCCUGUUACGUGCGGUAGGGUGUAAACUGUGGGAUGAAAUUAAGAGUAGAUAAUAGAGUCUCUAUUAUCUACUCUUGAUGUAAUGCAAGUACAAUUUUACAAUUUUGCACAGGCAGUCAGCGGAACCCACUGUGAACAUAGCAUGUGCUGGUUGCUGGAACAUGCGUGAACCGAUAUUAUAUAUGUAUAUAUUACUAUCGGGAGCGAAAAAAACCAAAGAUCUGCUUUUAAUCACUCCUGCUACUAUGUAUAAUUAUGUUCAUGAUAGUGAUAGUAUGUAUGCAUUAGUUCAUAUUUGUUUCCUGUUCAUGAUAAUAUACCAACCCCUGCACGAUGAAGACCGCUAGAAGGCAGCAUGACUCCUGUGUUUGUUUCCAUGGUUACCGGCAGACGACGCUGUUUCCCUGUGCGCGUAUUAUGUAGUUUUUAAAUAGAAAUCAUCUUCUACGUUUUCGUCCCGUAUGAAAAGCGUUAGAACUAUAUAUAUAUAAAAAGAUACGCGAUGUCGCGCGUUACGUUGCGUGUACGUGUACUGACAUUGAAAAUGUUCGUCACUGUGCCCGUUGCUUAAUUGUUGUUGUCGGCGGAGGUUGUACAUGGACAUGUACGAAUGUAUACACGCGUGCGCAUUUCACGCUCGUGUACGAACCGUAUGUGACGUCGAGCUGCAACGCGAGGCUACGAAUCUCUGUGCUCGCGCGCGAAAUAUAGGCUAGCUGUUACUUUAGCUGAGAGGGUCUAUGUCCCCCGGGGUACUGCCGGAACGUACCAUGGGUACG